AUGAAGCUUCUUACACUCUCCUCCAUUCUGUUUCCUUUCAUCUUCUUCGCUAAUUCAGCGGCCGCCGGCAAACACCGCUACAACGCAAACCGCAACCUGCAGCUCUGGAGGGUCCCGGCCUGCGCCGGGCUAUGCAUGAAAGAGCUCGAGUGGCGCCUGAACGAGAAAAAGCUCCCGCUUGACAUCAUCACGUGGUGCGACAAGACGUCGCCGCCGCACCGCCCGGACUGGGUCGACUUUGGCCGCAAGUUGGAUGAGUGCAAGUCGGUCCAGUGCACCGACGUGCGUUACUGGUACGAUUUCGCGGAGUGGCAUUGGAAGUACUGCUCGUGGCACGAAAACCCCAAGGCCAGCAUGGCUUUUGUCAACGAUUACCGCAUUAGCGCUUGGUGGCCCAACAACGAGGGCCGCCCGAGGCCUCCUGGUCAUGAGAGCUGGAUUUCGGAGAACCGGACCUCGGAUGCCACUCCGAGGUGA
Molecule: messenger RNA, 477 nt
Organism: Colletotrichum destructivum
Lineage: Eukaryota; Fungi; Ascomycota; Sordariomycetes; Glomerellales; Glomerellaceae
Exons: 1
Coding region: 1-477 (158 amino acids)
Source: RefSeq, a predicted model, not a curated record